Molecule: messenger RNA, 981 nt
Organism: Auanema sp. JU1783
Lineage: Eukaryota; Metazoa; Nematoda; Chromadorea; Rhabditida; Rhabditidae
Source: the annotation of a GenBank genome assembly
AUGUCUGACGAAGAAGAAGUUGUUGCUUCCUCAACUCUGUAUAAGGAUCAGGAGGAAUGGAAAGACAUUACCCCUAUAUAUCCAGCAGCAGAAGAGCUCGUCGUUGUUAAGAUAGCUGUUUCAGAGCAAUUCAGAGAUGCUUUUGCAUAUUUCCGUGCUAUUCUACAGAAAAAUGAAAAAAGUGCCAGAGCUUUCCGUUUGACCGAAGAUUGUAUUCAACUCAACCCCGCUAAUUAUACUCUCUGGCAGUACAGAAGAGAGAUAAUAAAAGAGUUGAAGUUGGAUUUGGCUGCUGAAAUGAAAUACUUGAAUGAUAUCAUCUCUGAGAAUCCUAAGAACUAUCAAGUUUGGCACCACAGAAGAAUCAUCGCUGAAUGGGUUGGAUCGUCAAUCGUUCCUUCUGAAUUGCAGUUCACUUAUAAUAUUCUUGAUGAAGAAUCGAAAAACUAUCAUGCUUGGCAACAUAGACAAUGGGUAGUGAAAACAUGGCCUGAUCGCACUACUUUGGACAAGGAGCUUUCUUAUACGUUUGAGUUGUUGAUUGUUGAUCCUCGAAAUAAUUCUGCUUGGAAUUACCGUUACUUUGUUUUACGUUUGUAUGAUGCCUUGAAAGAAGCUAAGUAUAUAGAUAUGGAGUUCAGUCUUGCCAAAAAGUUGAUUGAAGGUGUCCCCAAUAACGAGAGUGCUUGGAAUUACAUUGCCGGGUUACUCCUCGAGAACGGUUUGACUUCCAACGAAGGAGUUACAACAUUUGUUGAAGAUUUGUACGAGAGAACAGAGAGAUCGUCUCGUUCACCUCAUCUUAUUUCAUUCCUCUGUGACAUUCUAUUGGAGAAGCUCGAGAACAAAGUAACUCCAGUUGAAACUUGUGGAAGGAUAAAAGAGCUGUACAACGAGCUGUUGGAAAUAGAUCCUGUCCGAUGUAACUAUUGGACUCACCAGCAGAAACAUGCCGAGAACCUUUUGCAGAAAUCCCUGUAA